AUGACACUCCCAUUGAAGGAAGGGGCCGUGUUGCCAAAGCCGAAGGUCUACAAGCUUUCUCGUCGCGAUCAGCAGUUCUCCGACAAGGUCCACGAUGAGCUCCACCAACAAAGGAAGAUGGUGUUUGUGACCCUCAACAACGACGAUGACUUCCUGCCGCCGUUCCUCAUUGUCGCUUACAUCAACCCACCUGUCAGCGUAAUGCGAAAUGGCCAGCUGACUUCAACACAAAGGGAGACAUUUAUUCCGAUAUAUGAUCAAUGGGAUACCCUAUCGAGUCCUGACGGCCCUCUAGUAGGACCGUAG
Messenger RNA from Penicillium griseofulvum, 306 nucleotides. RefSeq lists its product as uncharacterized. NCBI's taxonomy places the organism in Eukaryota, Fungi, Ascomycota, Eurotiomycetes, Eurotiales, Aspergillaceae. Bases 1 to 306 code for a protein of 101 amino acids. The transcript has a single exon. The record is from RefSeq and is a predicted model, not a curated record.